AGAAGGCUGGACUGUACUUAAAACGGAACUUUCUGCUUCCUCUUGUACUGUUACCAUAUAUUCGACAACAGCUGUCAUAUUGCUAUGUUAUACAGGUCACUGUUGGCGAGUGCGUGCACUCUCGGUGUUUUUGGAGCUGCUACGUAUAAAUUUGCUCCGCCUAAGAUACAAGCAGCCGCCCUCAGUUCAGUUGUGAGAAAAUCCUCUAUUGUGGAACUAACUGACAUGAAGAUUGAACUACUUCCAGCACUCUCAGAUAAUUAUAUGUACCUUCUCAUUGAUAAGGAUACAAAAGAAGCAGCCAUUGUUGAUCCUGUGGAGCCAGUAAAGGUUGUGGACGCGGUAAAAAAGCAUGGCGUGAAACUUAAAACGGUCAUGACCACACAUCAUCACUGGGACCAUGCAGGUGGGAAUGAAAGAAUGGUAAAACUGGUUCCGGGGCUGACAGUCUACGGAGGGGAUGACCGAGUGGGUGCCUUGACCAAUAAAGUGAAACACGACAACACAUUCAAGGUUGGCUCACUCAAUGUUAAAUGCUUGUUCACUCCAUGCCACACUACUGGACACAUCUGCUACUUCGUGACCAAGGAGAACAGCACUGAACCACCAGCUGUUUUCACAGGAGACACCCUGUUUGUUGCUGGCUGUGGGAAGUUCUUUGAGGGCACUGCAGAGCAGAUGUACAAAGCACUGAUUGAGACUCUUGGUCAGCUCCCUUCUGAAACGCGUGUAUUCUGUGGUCAUGAAUACACUGUGAACAACCUGAAGUUUGCACGCCAUGUGGAACCAGAUAAUGAAGUAAUUCGGAAAAAGCUUGCCUGGGCCAAGGAAAAAUGCUUAAAUGGAGAACCAACCAUCCCAUCAACCUUGGCUGAUGAAUUCUCGUUUAACCCAUUUAUGAGAGUACGGGAGAAGUCAGUCCAGGACCAUGCAAAGACUAGCGACCCCAUUGACACAAUGCAAAGCAUUCGAAAGGAGAAAGACAACUUCCGUGUCCCCAAGAACUAAAGCCCAAAAAGCCUUCCAUGCCACAGUCUACUCUGUUAUUACUACACUACAUACCAGGAGUAUCAAAAGUUACUUCUGACAAUAACAAAGCUAUUUUAGCUUACUUGCUUUUCUUUUUAAAUGCUGUUUCUCUGUGGCAUCACUGGUAUUUGAAACAUGAUUUGGUUCAUGCAGCGUGUACAGAAUGAUA
This is a messenger RNA of Alosa sapidissima (American shad), 1198 nucleotides long. It is a transcript of the gene hagh, whose product is annotated as hydroxyacylglutathione hydrolase. The record is from RefSeq and is a predicted model, not a curated record. Gene Ontology annotation, cellular component: mitochondrion. Gene Ontology annotation, molecular function: hydroxyacylglutathione hydrolase activity. Gene Ontology annotation, biological process: glutathione metabolic process. NCBI's taxonomy places the organism in Eukaryota, Metazoa, Chordata, Actinopteri, Clupeiformes, Clupeidae. The transcript is spliced from 9 exons. Bases 85 to 1008 code for a protein of 307 amino acids.